Molecule: messenger RNA, 1921 nt
Organism: Betta splendens (Siamese fighting fish)
Lineage: Eukaryota; Metazoa; Chordata; Actinopteri; Anabantiformes; Osphronemidae
Gene: fen1
Product: flap structure-specific endonuclease 1
Exons: 12
Coding region: 150-1298 (382 amino acids)
Cellular component (GO): nucleus
Molecular function (GO): 5'-3' exonuclease activity; RNA-DNA hybrid ribonuclease activity; DNA binding
Source: RefSeq, a predicted model, not a curated record
UAUACGUGUUGGAGACUGCGUUGCUCGACAGAUUGAUUGAUAAUGUCUGCAGUUUGAUUUCCCGCGCCAGAGGAGUGUACCCUCCCGCCAGACAAAACAGUCAGUGUUAAACCUACACAGUAUCAGUUCAGACGUGACUUCCUAUCACAAUGGGAAUACAUGGACUUGCUAAACUGAUUGCUGACCAGGCCCCUGGUGCAAUCAAAGAACAGGACAUCAAGAAUUACUUUGGAAGAAAAAUUGCUAUAGAUGCCUCUAUGUGCAUAUACCAGUUCCUGAUUGCUGUGAGACAGGAUGGAAACGUUCUGCAGAAUGAAGAUGGAGAAACGACAAGCCAUCUCAUGGGAAUGUUCUACCGUACCAUCCGCAUGUUGGAACAUGGCAUCAAACCUGUGUAUGUGUUUGACGGCAAACCCCCACAGCUCAAAUCAGCAGAGCUGGAGAAGAGAGGAGAGAGGAGGGCAGAAGCUGAGAAGAUGCUUGCUCAAGCCCAGGAACUUGGGGAGCAAGAGAACAUUGAUAAAUUCACUAAGCGUCUGGUGAAAGUCACCAGGCAGCAUAAUGAUGAGUGCAAGAAGCUACUGACCCUUAUGGGAGUACCUUACAUCGAGGCUCCGUGUGAGGCCGAGGCCAGCUGUGCUGCUCUCGUUAAAGCUGGGAAGGUUUUUGCCACAGCCACUGAAGAUAUGGACGGACUGACCUUUGGCACAAACGUCCUUCUUCGUCACCUCACUGCUAGUGAAGCAAAGAAACUUCCUAUCCAAGAGUUCCACUUCAGUCGUAUCCUGCAGGAAAUGAACAUGACUAAUGAACAGUUUGUGGACCUAUGUAUUCUUUUGGGCUGUGACUACUGUGGCACCAUCAAGGGGAUUGGUCCUAAGAGAGCCAUCGAUCUUAUUAAACAGCACGGCUGCAUUGAGGAGAUCCUAGAAAACAUAGACCCCAGUAAGCACCCUGCUCCAGAGGACUGGUUGUAUAAAGAAGCCAGGGGUUUGUUCUUGAAGCCAGAAGUGGUGGACGGUUCCUCGGUGGAGCUGAAGUGGAGCGAGCCGGAUGAGGAUGGACUGAUCCAGUUCAUGUGCAAUGAGAAACAAUUCAGUGAGGACAGGAUCCGUAACGGAUGUAAGAAGAUUGUGAAGAGCAGACAAGGCAGCACACAAGGACGACUGGACUCUUUCUUUUCUGUCACUGGAUCUUUGUCUUCAAAACGAAAGGUGGAAAAACCAGAUGUUAAAGGAUCAGCAAUGAAAAAGAAGAAGACUGGAGCCACAGGGGGAAAAUUUGGAAAGGCCAAAUGAGAUGGAACUCUCAGCUCCACGGACACUUAGUUAUCGUUGUACCAGCUAUGAAAAGAAACAAACAGCAGUGACGCAGGAACAAAGCUGCAGCACAACAGGAGGUUGUGUGUCAUACGAUUAAUAGUUCAGCACAGCAACUAUUGUUGUACAUUUCCAAACACGGUGUACAACAAAUCUAAACAAGGGGUGUUUUCUUUUACUAUUCUUUUAUUAAAGUGUAUGUUCAGUUGUGUAAUAAAAAAUGAAGUCUUGUACAAAUAAAUGUGCAGGUGUGUACUUUGCUGCCUGUGGAGACACGUCCCGAUGCUGCAUCUGCCAACAGAUGUCGCUGUGUCUUUGUUCAGCGUCACUCAUUUCUCAACACAAAUAAAGUCCCAGAGCGCCAUCGAUGUGAAGUUUAUCUCCAGAUGUUUAAAAUUCUUUUUUCCCCAUGUAAACAGUCUCUUCUUGGGACGUGUUGGUCGACGGAGACACAUAAACUGUAUAUUACUCCCUGUGAGACAAAAGUUCCCAACUGUGAGUGGAGGCGAACGUUUACAGUCCUGUCCUCAAUAUUUAUUUAAUGAGUGGGAAAGACCGUCCAAUGUACUUUAAAGCUAUAUUAAAAGUUCAGUACAUAUCAA